Messenger RNA from Caenorhabditis elegans, 928 nucleotides. It is a transcript of the gene R01E6.5, whose product is annotated as Histidine-rich glycoprotein-like. The transcript has 3 exons. Bases 39 to 776 code for a protein of 245 amino acids. Lineage: Eukaryota; Metazoa; Nematoda; Chromadorea; Rhabditida; Rhabditidae. The record is from RefSeq and is marked reviewed.
CCCAACUCAUCUGCUCUUCUUUGCUUAUUGCAUCGCUCAUGGCGAGCCCCAUCAGCCAUUCUAGCCAUGAAAAUGCGUCCGGCAAAUACGGAUAUGGGGAUGAGUCCCAACAUGGAAAGAACUUCCACCAGAAGGCAGAACAUUCCGGGCAUGAAGCGAAGGAAAAGGGCUACUCUCAAGAUGGAAAAGCCGCUGACCACGACGCGCUUCACAAGGACGCUGCCGAGCACAAGCAAAACAAAGAGGCUCACCAAUCUGGAUCCGGUAACAAGUACGUCGAUGAUGCCUCGAACUACAACAAGGAUGUGAAGACCAAGACUUUCGGAUUCUUCGACUACCGUUACGUUCAACCACAAUACCACAUGGAGCAGUACCAUACCGAUGAGAAGCACGCCAACAAGUAUGCCGGAGAUGAGCACAACGCCGGGCAACAGCACAAGGACAACGGAGGAUACCACGCCGACGGACACCAAGGAUACGACAAGGCACAAGAAAAGCACGGAGCUUCCCACACCAACUACGGAAACGAGGACGCCGGACACAAAUCCAAGUACGACGACAACGAGGGCAAAUACGGAGACCACACCGAUGGAUACUACAACAAGGGAUACGACAACUACGGACAAGGACACGACUCCGAAAGCUACCAGCCAUCUUACUACCAACCGAAGCCAAAGUACUACGGAGGACACCAAUCCCACUACCAACCAUCCGCCAGACACUCAAGCCCAUACCAAGGUGACCAAUACUACGGAUACGAGGCCCCACACUACUGAGCACCAGCCUGGAGCAGUUUUUGAACUUUUCUAAUUUCGUUUUCUUUUAAGAUUUUGAUAUGAUUGCACACUGUGCUCUAUCACCGUCUUGAAAAUUUUUCAAUUUCUUGUCUUUUCAUCUUUUCGGGAAUAAAAUUGUAGUGGAAAUCAAA